AUGUCGGCGUUGACUCCCCUUUACGCAGUCGAUGCAUUUGGCGAGGAGAAUGAGGCAUUCGAGCAAGAAGUGAUCAAGGCCAUUAAGACGCACCCCUAUGGUAAGUACUUAGCACGGCGUAAACGCUUCAUUUACUUCACCAAGCAAGUGAUGCUAUCAGCUACCUUCCUUGAGUUCGACUGCAAUUGUGAGGCCUCGAAUUUGCGGAGCAUCGGCUGUCGUGGAAGGAUCACACGGCACUCAAUGCAGAUUGACUGGACUCACUUCUACCCACGUGGCAGAUCGCCAUUGGAUGAGGGUGUCGCAUGUAGUCCUGCUUUUAUGCCACACCAAUUUCCGUCUCCUGUGGGUCACAUUGAAAAUAAGAUUGAUGAGGUGGUGGUGGUGAGUGUAGUCAAGCGAGCAGUGCAUUUCGAGCCAAAGAGCCUUCUUCGAAAUCAAGCCUCGUUGUUGGACGUUGCAGAGGUUGAACGGGAUUUCGACCCCACUUGA
Molecule: messenger RNA, 492 nt
Organism: Hydatigera taeniaeformis
Lineage: Eukaryota; Metazoa; Platyhelminthes; Cestoda; Cyclophyllidea; Taeniidae
Source: the annotation of a GenBank genome assembly